GCCUUCGCCAAAAUUUUUAGGGGGAUUUGGAGACAAUUUUUUCUGGUGAAUUCGCUGCCACGUGAACCUCUGAUGAGGUUCCGGUGAGAUUCCAGCGAAGCUCCGACGACCCUCCUUCGACCUGUUUUUGGCUAAUUUUUUGCUCCCUUUCCCUCUCUUCACUUCCCCUAUCUUCCUACUUGAAUCUCCAAGUUUGUUUUCAACUCUACCUUGAUUAAUUUGGGAGAAUCAGAUUAGGUAGUGAAGUGAGGAGAAUUUUAGUGAAUUGAAUGUUGAACUUAGCAAUAGGGCGAGGAAUUAGGUGAAUUGUGGUGAAUGAAUGAUUGAAUGAUGUCUGUAUGAGCUUAGUUGAGCCUUGGUGGGCAUGUUUUGAUUCGAAUUGCUCUUAUUUGUGGAAUUUGCCCACCAAGUGAUAAUUUGUGAAUGAAAGUGCAAUUUUUAUGCUUGAGUGGUGGAUGGUAGCCAUCGUGGCAUGGUUCGGGUUUAAUUUUUGGGUGAAUGAUCCGUGAAAUACCUAGAACCAUGCCUGGGUGUGUUUGUGCUUAACUGUUUCAAAUGGCAUGGAGCUGUAGUGGAAAUAUAAGUGUGGGGGGAAUCCUUUUUCCUCCCAAUGAGUUGAGAUUGACAAUUAUAUCCACGUAUGGUGCAUGUUUGUCGGUUUUGCAGGAAAUUCAGCAUGAACCAGCCGUACCUUGUGGCACUGCGAGGGAACCCCAAAAUGGAAAGGGAGCUGAGAUUAUGGGCAAGCACUAACUCUAGAGAUCACUGGAAACUCGACUUCACUCAAUUCGAAGGUCUUCAAUGUCGAGAUAUAAUUAGGGAGGUUGUGGCGCACCCACAAUGGCGCCGACUCCUUGAAAUGGAGGAUGACAUUUAUGGAGAGUUGUGUGUCGAGUUUUUCAGUACCUUCACCAUAUUUACGAGCAAGAGCACGUUCAGCGAUCCGCGACACAAGGUGACAUUCCACUUAGGAGGGGAAUGGAACACCCUGACUUUUGACGAGCUUGCCCGAUCCUUGAGAGUUUACGACGGGUGUGAGGCAGAAUGGGAAGAGGACGCCAUCAUAGUUUUCAACAUGAAUGCAACAUUUUGAAGGUUUUGCCUCCCGGAGCACCGACGAACACCGUUUCGAUCGGCACUCACGUUGGCGUCCACACUCAAGCCAUAGUGGCCCAUCAUCAAUGCACUCCUUAACCGUUCCCUCUACCCGAGCUAUCACAAUCUGAACAAAGAUAACCGAGAGGAUCUUGUUCGCGUUUGCUUGCAUGGUGGAUCCGUCUAGCAAUCUUAAACUUGGAACAAUCUUGGACACCUUUUUCGCCAGAGCCAUAUGGGGAAAUAGAUGAUAUAUCACAUCAAUGGGGCCCUACAUUACCCAUCUUGCUCGUCACUUGAAUGUCAAUCUGGCAAGCGUCACAUAUGAGGAGCACUCCAUGGGGUUUGAAGAGGGAACUUUGUUUUCCAUGUGUUUGCUGGGAUCAUUUGGACCAAUUAGGUUCAUUGAGGGUGUCAUAACCGGGGUGCUCAAUUAGUACGAGAUUGACCUCUUGGUGGACACUAAUAUACAAGGGUUCCUUCCCUUGCAUUACCAAUGUGGUACUUGGAUUGUCCCAUAACAAUCCUUCCCUCGAGACAAGGACCACAGAAUUCUCAGUACAAGAACUUUACCAGAUGCAGAACUUGCCAGACGCCUUGAAUCGAUGGGAUUCUCAGUACAAGAACUUUACCAGAUGCAGAACUCUCUUUGAUCUGCCAAGCCCAAAGUGGAUCUCUCCUUGAUCCACCAAACCAGACGCAGAUCACAAAUCUCAAGGUCACCGAAUGAGGGUCCACCAAACUGAUGUCCACCACCCUAGACCCGAAUCAGGCUCUAAUACCACUUGUCAAACCGAACUGCUCAAUUAGUACGAUAUUUUCCGCUUUGUGCCAAGUCCGCACGAUUUUACUCUUGGGUUUCCUCCCCAAAAUUCCUCGUACUAAUGAGCUUGGUGGAAACUAAUAUACAAAGGUCCCUUCCCUUUUAUUAUUGAUGUGGUACUUGGAUUGUCCCAUAAAAAUCCUUCUCUCAAGACAAUGACCACGAACUUCUCACCUCAGCGAUUAUCUUGAUCCGCCAGACACCAUGCAUUGAUGGGCUUCCCGUUACAAGGAUUUUUCAAUAUGCGGAACUCUCUUUGAUCCGCCAAACAGACGUUAAUCUCUCUUGGAUCCACCAAACAACCCAGACGCAGAACUCUCUUUGAUAUGCCAAACAGACGUGGAUCGCAAAUCCCGAGGCCACCAAAUGAGGGUCCACCAAACUUACGUCCACCACCCUGAACAGAACCAAGCUCUGAUACCACUUGUCAUAACCGGGGUGCUCAAUUAGUAUGAUAUUUUCCGCUUUGGGCCAAGCCCACAUGGUUUUGCUCUUGGGUAUCCUCCCCAAAAGGCCUCGUACUAAUGAGCUUGUUGGACACUAAUAUACAAGGGUUACUUCCCUUGAAUUACCCAUGUGGUACUUGGACUGUCCCAUAACAGAGGGAGUGUCUCUACCACCAGGGGUUCCUCUUCCAGAGCAGCCACCUGCUCGAGCUCCCGCGCUCAACCGCCCAGUACCACCACCACCAGCAUCAUCAUCAGGUGUGGUCCUUCCACCUCAGGGGUGCACCUCGAGGACAGGAUGGACCGUCUUGAGACCCAUGUUAUGGGAGUCACCUCCCGCCUUGAUGUUUCCCAAAUUUUAAAUAUUUUGAGGUCUCCAAGCAAUGUUUGCAUGAUCAAAGUGGUCGGUUUGUAGGAGAAUCUCGUGUUUAUUGGCAUUGGCCUUGAAUUGUUGCAUGUGAUCGAGUGUGUCCUAUAAUGAUGGUUGAGAGGUGAAUUAGGAUAGUGCAAAGGUUUAGUUCUCAUGUGUGCGAAAAUAAAUGGAAGUCUUGAUU
Molecule: messenger RNA, 2918 nt
Organism: Linum trigynum
Lineage: Eukaryota; Viridiplantae; Streptophyta; Magnoliopsida; Malpighiales; Linaceae
Source: the annotation of a GenBank genome assembly